Molecule: messenger RNA, 2125 nt
Organism: Mauremys reevesii (Reeves's turtle)
Lineage: Eukaryota; Metazoa; Chordata; Testudines; Geoemydidae
Product: zinc finger and BTB domain-containing protein 26-like
Exons: 2
Coding region: 138-1565 (475 amino acids)
Biological process (GO): regulation of immune system process; regulation of cytokine production; negative regulation of transcription by RNA polymerase II
Molecular function (GO): protein binding
Source: RefSeq, a predicted model, not a curated record
GGAGCCCCCCCAGGCUCCUCACCCCCCCCCGCCUGCUGCUGCUGUGAACCAAAGGGAGGGUUGGGGGGGCUCCCUCCGGGGGGCUCCAGGGACCCCCGUCCCCGACCCUCAGGUGUGUAAAUAAAAGGCGGUUUGACAUGGACCAGACUGAGCCUCCCUCCGGCCAGGGCAGAGCUUGGGCGAAGCGGGUUGCGGGGUGGGGGGAUGGGAGGGGACUAUUUCUUCUCCCCGCGCAGGGACCCUUCCGCCGUCUCAGCGCGCGCAGCCGUUGCGCGGCGCGGGGCUCGGCGGAGGGAUCCGGGAAGAAGUCCCGGCCGGCGGCCGCAGACGGGACAAGAUGGCGGGGCGGCGCGCGGCGGCCGGGCGGGGCUGGUGAGCGGCGCGCGGGGCCCGCGGGGCGGGGCGAGGCCGAGGCGGCCCCGGAGCCGGGACAGGAGGCGCCCAGCUGUGCCAGGAUGGCCCCGGCCUGCGAGCGGCUGCACUUCCGCUUCCCCGGCUACGGGGACGGGGUGCUGCGGCGCAUGGACCAGCUGCGGGCGCAGCGGCGGUUCUGCGACGUGACGGUGCAGGUGAACGAGCUGCGGGUGCCGGGGCACCGCGUGGUCUUCGCCGCCUGCUCCCCCUUCCUGCGGGACCAGUUCCUGCUCAGCGACUCGCCCGAGGUCUCCGUCUCGCUGCUGCAGAGCCCCGAGAUCGGCCGCCAGCUGCUGCUCUCCUGCUACACCGGCUGCCUCGAGGUGCCGCUGCCCGAGCUGGUCAACUACCUGACGGCCGCCUCCUUCCUGCAGAUGGGCCACGUGGUGGAGCGCUGCACCCAGGCCGUCUCCCGCUACCUGGUGCCCAAGGCCGAGGCGGCGCCGGGCCCGGGGCAGGAGGGGGAGGAGGAGGGGGCCUCCCCCAGCCCCCUGCCCGCGCGGCAGCAGGAGGGGGCCGGGGAUUUCCUGGCCUGCCGCUCCCGCAGCAGCUCCUCGUCCCCUGAGAUCUCCCUGCCCCUGCUCAACUCGGCCGUGGAGCUCACCCGCAGCUACCUGCAGGGCUGCUACGAGGACCAGGCGGCGCCGGGGGGGCCCUUCCCCUGCCCCCCAGCCCCCGCCCAGCCGGGGGGGCCAUGGCGGGGCUGCCCCCUGCGCCGCCGGCACCUGGAGCCGGCCCGGAAGGACAGGAAGGCGCCGGAGCUGGAGCGGCCCUACCGGUGCCCGCGCUGCGACGGCCUCUUCCCCCAGCUGGGCGGCUUCGUGAGCCACGUGCGGGAGCACAAGCUCUUCCUCUGCCUGCGCUGCGCCAAGGUCUUCUCCCAGAAGAGCAACCUGACCCGGCACCUGCGCGUCCACACCGGCUUCAAGCCCUUCCAGUGCCCCGUGUGCCGCAAGUGCUUCACGCAGAACGCCACCCUGCAGGACCACCUCAACCUGCACAGCGGCCGCAAGCCGCACCGCUGCAACUACUGCGCCGUGCACUUCACCCACAAGCCGGGCCUGCGGCGCCACCUCAAGGAGCUGCACGGCAAGAGCACCCUGCAGAACAGCCACGAGGAGAGCGAGGAGCUCGCCGGGGCCUGCGACUGAGCCGCUGCCCUCGGACUGAGCCGCGGGGCCACCGGCCGCCCUGGGGAGGGGCCACGGACCCAUGGACUGAGCCGCGGGGCCACUGGCCGCCCUGGGGAGGAGCCACAGACCGAGCCGCGGGGGCUCACAAGUGCUUGGCACAGCCACAGCGAUACCACGGACUGUUCCAUUCCCUCGGAGGGGGGGAAGCAAGUCUAAUGGGCCUGACCAAUCCCUCCUGAGGGGAAGGGGGUCUGCCCAGGAGCCGACUAGACCAUUCUCUGCUGCGGGUGACCCUCUCAGCCCAAACCAUUUGCUUGGGAGGGGGGAGAGAAUAUUCAUUCUUAUGACCCCCAAAUUUUCUGGGAUCCAAAAGAUGGGGUGGGGGGCCAGGACACCUGGGUUCUCUGGUGGUCAGUGGGAUGGGGGAGGGGUAGCAGCCCCAGGCUGAAUCCCUCUUGUGACCUUGGUGUCUCUAUUCACCCCCCGUACCAGGGGCACCUCCCCCCCCAGCUCCUGCCUGGUCCUCAGGGCAGGGAAAUAGCAUCAAAACUUUAUUCGUAUAAAGUUUUGCCUUUUCA